This is a messenger RNA of Eimeria necatrix, 1407 nucleotides long. RefSeq lists its product as hypothetical. NCBI's taxonomy places the organism in Eukaryota, Apicomplexa, Conoidasida, Eucoccidiorida, Eimeriidae. Gene Ontology annotation, cellular component: nucleus; SWI/SNF complex. The transcript is spliced from 2 exons. Gene Ontology annotation, biological process: regulation of transcription by RNA polymerase II. Gene Ontology annotation, molecular function: transcription coregulator activity. The record is from RefSeq and is a predicted model, not a curated record. The coding region runs from base 1 to 1407 and encodes 468 amino acids.
AUGAACAAGUCGCAACAGCAGCAGCCAAGGCUGCUGCUGUUGCUGCUGCUGCUGCUGCUGUUCACUCAGCAUAAGUGGGUGUCGUGCUCGGUGCUGCAGCCACAAACAGCAGCAGCAGCAACAGCAGCAGCAGCAAGGCAGAAGCUGCCGGCAGGUUUUCCGCUGCAAAUUCGCCUGACAUUCCGUCCGUUGAAGACGAGAGAGCAGCAGCAGCAGCAGCAGCAGCAGCAGCAGCAGCAGGGGUGGAGGCCCGCAAAGAGCGCUGCAGCACUCAGAGCAGCAGAUGCAGCAGCAGCAGCAAGAGCUGCUGACAGCCGUGUUAAGGCCUUCCUGGGUGCUGCUGCUGCUGCUGCUGCUGCCACGGCUGCACUGGCCGCUGCUGUGAGUGUUGCAGCAGAGCGCAAGAAGCAGCAGCAGCAGCAGCAGCUGCUGCUGCUGCCCCAUUUGCUGCGUUCUCUCGCUGCUGGGGGCCCUCUGCUGCUGCUGCGCUCUCCCCACAUCGAAGCAGCUCGAGUGUACAGACAGCCUCCGCUGUCGGAGCUGCUCGCGCUUGUGUGUUUGCUGUCUGACUUGUUAGUCCAGCAGCAGCAGCAGCAGCAACAGAGGAAGCAGCAGCAGAGGCGGGGCAGCAGCAGCAGCAGCAGUGCUGUUGACUGGCAGUUUCCAGCUGAUGACGGGGAUAGUUUGUUCGCUGCUGCUGCUGCUUCUGCAGCGCAGACCUUUAGGCUGCAAGCAGAGCAGCUGCUGCUGCAGGCGUCCAGUUUGAACAGAGCAGCAGCGGGGGAAAUCGUGUGGCAGCAAAGGAAGCAGCAGCAGCAGCAGCAGCAGCUGCUGCUGCUGCUGCAGCAGGAGCGACAGCUACAGCAGUCGCGUCUGCUGCAGGCUGCUGCAGGGGUGCUGCUGCCGCAGUUCCGGCUGCUGCUGCAGCAGCUGCAGCAGCAGGCUCUGAAUCUUUUCGCCGAGAAGACGGAGCACCUUGUUCCUGGAGCAGCAGCAGCAGCAGCUGCUGCUGCUGCUGCUCAGCAGCAGGCGUUGCAGCUGCUGCAGGACAACGCACGUGCUGCUGCAGCAGCAGGGCAGCAGCAGCAGCAAAUCAUGAAGUGCCCGUGCUUCGAAGAGGCACUGUCAGCCGCAGCAGCGCAGCUGCAGCAGCUGCUGCAGCAAGAACUGCAGCAGCUCACAAGGGAGGGUUGUGUUCUUGCAGCAACAGCGGCUGCAGCAGCAGCAGAAGCAAGGCGGCAGCUGCUGCGGCCGUUGCUGCUGCUGCUGCUGCGCCUGCUGCUGCGCCUGCUGCCUCAGUUGCUGCAGCACCUGAGGCAGCAGCAGCCGCAGCAGCAGCAGCAGCACACUGUCCUCGGCGUGCUGCGGCAAGUACUGCUACAAGCUCUUACGCUGCUAAGCUCGUGA